CUAUUUAAACGCCCGCCCGCCCGCCGCUUCUCGCGGUACUGCAGCGGCAAUCGGAGGGUCUCGUCGUCUGUGCGGAAGCUUCGCUCCCAGUGCUACAAGAUGUCUCUCAAGGAAAAACUGAUUGCAAAUGUCCACAAAGAUGAGCAUCCCCAUGCCCACAACAAGAUUACUGUCGUUGGGGUUGGUGCUGUUGGCAUGGCUUGUGCCAUAAGCAUCUUGAUGAAGGAUCUAGCUGAUGAACUUGCCCUUGUUGAUGUUGUGGAGGAUAAGCUAAAGGGAGAGAUGUUGGACCUUCAGCAUGGUAGCCUCUUUCUCAGGACACCAAAGAUUGUCUCUGGCAAAGAUUAUGCUGUAACUGCCCACUCUAAGCUGGUCAUCAUCACUGCUGGAGCCCGCCAGCAAGAAGGCGAGUCUCGUCUUAAUCUGGUUCAGCGCAAUGUGAACAUCUUCAAAUUCAUCAUUCCUAAUGUUGUCAAGUACAGCCCUGACUGCAAGCUUCUGGUCGUCUCCAAUCCAGUGGACAUUCUGACCUAUGUUGCAUGGAAGAUUAGUGGCUUUCCAAAGCACCGUGUUAUUGGAAGUGGUUGCAAUCUGGACUCUGCCCGUUUCCGCCACUUGAUGGGUGAAAGGCUGGGGAUCCACCCUCUCAGCUGCCAUGGCUGGAUUGUUGGAGAACAUGGAGACUCCAGUGUGCCUGUCUGGAGUGGUGUGAAUGUUGCCGGUGUCUCCCUGAAAGGUUUACAUCCUGAAAUGGGGACUGACAGUGACAAGGAACAUUGGAAAGAGGUCCACAAGCAGGUGGUAGAGAGUGCUUAUGAAGUUAUCAAGCUGAAGGGAUACACCUCUUGGGCCAUUGGGCUCUCUGUGGCCGAUUUAGCUGAAACCAUAAUGAAGAAUUUAAGGAGAGUACACCCAGUUUCUACAAUGGUGAAGGGUAUGCAUGGGAUUAAGGAUGAUGUCUUCUUAAGUAUACCUUGUGUGCUGGGCUAUUCUGGCAUUACAGAUGUGGUAAAUAUGACUCUGAAGAGUGAAGAGGAAGACAAACUGAAGAAGAGUGCAGAUACACUCUGGGGGAUCCAAAAGGAACUUCAGUUUUAGUCCUGGUGUCCUUGUCACGUCACUGCUUACUAGCGUUACUUGGGUCCUAGCAAAUAGUUUUGUUGCACUUUGCAAGUAGGUCAACUCCUUUAUGAUGUGUAUGAGCUAAUACAACACACAAUACAGCUAAAAUUACACUCAAUUUUCCCAUCCAGUAGGAAACUUGCUGCUCCUGUGGUUCACAAUAUAGAGUUGCAGUCAGAACUAGAUUGUAACUUUGUCUUGCUGAGUGGUGUAAAAGAAGCCGUGAAGCAACAUUGCCGAAGGAGCCUUUCCCUGGCUAAACUUAAUCUCACUGCAGAAGAACACAAGUUGGUCUGCCAAAAACUCUAGAAAGAAACCAAAGAGUAUCUUGUAAUCAAAAAGCAUUGAAAAAUACACUGACCAGUAUUCUCUGCUGAUAGUAACUUAAAAUUUUCACUACUGAGCAGCUCUAAAUUUAUUUUUUUCCAGACACGACUGCUUUUCAGAUCUGUGUGCAAACUUUAAGAGAAGCUUCUGUAUUCUCCCAGAGUAGUUGUCUUAAAUGUAAAGUGAAGAAAACUUCUGUGUGCAACAAUUACAACUGAUGAAAUUGCCCAACUGUAGUACCUGCCCAAUGAAUAAAAUAAAACAAACCCUUGCUA
Molecule: messenger RNA, 1724 nt
Organism: Pogona vitticeps (central bearded dragon)
Lineage: Eukaryota; Metazoa; Chordata; Lepidosauria; Squamata; Agamidae
Product: L-lactate dehydrogenase A chain
Biological process (GO): pyruvate metabolic process; lactate metabolic process
Cellular component (GO): cytoplasm
Molecular function (GO): L-lactate dehydrogenase (NAD+) activity
Source: RefSeq, a predicted model, not a curated record